Nicotiana attenuata is the source of this 674-nucleotide messenger RNA. RefSeq names its product calvin cycle protein CP12-3, chloroplastic. Gene Ontology annotation, cellular component: chloroplast. NCBI's taxonomy places the organism in Eukaryota, Viridiplantae, Streptophyta, Magnoliopsida, Solanales, Solanaceae. The record is from RefSeq and is a predicted model, not a curated record. Bases 176 to 556 code for a protein of 126 amino acids. Gene Ontology annotation, biological process: negative regulation of reductive pentose-phosphate cycle. The transcript has a single exon.
UUGAUAUGACGACGUGGCUUAAAGAAAUAACGGUUGAUAGAGAUACAGCAUUCUAGUUUCACAAGAAAUCUGCACAUUUUUUUCUUUUCUUUUUUACAUAAAUCAAGAAACAAAAAAGGACACUUCUUAGAUCUGCCAAUCUCAAACCUCAGCUUUCUCUUCCUUUCCACUCCUAAUGGCACUGAACCUGAAGGUAUCAUGUCCUAUUAUUUCCGGUGGUUCUGGGCUGAGAUCAUGGGCUCCGACGAGGAAAGGUUUGCAAAAGGUGACGAUGAGCUCUGGCGGCAGCGGCGGAUCAGGAGCGCCGAAGUAUAAAGGAACACAGAUGAGAGAAAAACAGCUGACGGAAAUGAUAGAGAAGAAAGUGAAGGAAGCUAAGGAGGUGUGCGGGGAAGAUGCCAGAUCCGACGAGUGCAAGGUGGCGUGGGAUGAGGUUGAAGAAGUCAGCCAGGCUAAGGCCCAUUUGCGGAUCAAGCUUCAGCUCAAUCAAGACCCACUUGAAUCCUUCUGUCAAGAUAAUCCUGAAACCGAUGAGUGCUGCAUCUAUGAAGAUUAAUUAGACUUACGUUAUUGGGGUUUAAUUGCUCUACUUAUAAAUAUAAUUAAGCUACUUCUAUCUAUUGUAUUUCUCUCUACUUCAUAAAUGGAUAUUUGAGUUUUCAUCUCCUUCAUUA